AUGACUUUUGAGGAGCUUCAAAAGCCGUCCUUUACCUCUGUCUCAACUUCGAUGCCACCACCACAACCAUCCAAGGGGCCUACGAGAUCUUCGCAGUUCUCCCCUUUAUUUACCCCCGUUCCCCCUCUACUUACCCCCCUCUCCCCUCAUCUUGCCCCAUUUUAUCCCCCACCCCGUUCCCCCCCCUGCUCCCCACCCACAUCCAGCUUCGAUUCCGCCACCACCACCAUCCAAGCGACCCACAAGAUCUUCGCAGCUCUCCCCGUCGCCCCGCCCGUCUACAUCACGCUGGCAGGCACAACCGUCCCCGGAUGCGACCCGCUCAGGUGCAGCCUGCCCCCGGGCAACCCCACGUGGGUGCAGCCCGUGCCGUCCGUGUGGCAAGCCAUCGGCACGUUCACCAGCACCCCUGCCACGGACCCCGAGCGUUACGGCGCGCUGCUGCAGCUGAUUGAUAACUCGCUGGUGUUCCCCGGGGUGGUCAUGGUGUAUAAGGACGCGCAGGGAGCCAUGCGCCCCGUCAUGGGACAGCUUCUGGAAGUGGGUCCCAUCCCAGCAUACGUGCCAAGCCCCCAAUACGUGGUUCGCUUCCUCUCCUACAUGCCAGGCGGUGCCAACAUCUCCCUCUCGCAGUCUGCCGAUGGGCUGUCCUUCCAGGCGAGCUUCGCUCUUGCCGUGGUCGUGCCCUCAGAGGAGCCCAUCAGCGUCUUCCUCAACGUCAACCUGCUUGAUGCCCUGCCACCACCCCCCUUGCCCCCUGCCGGGGGCUUUGCGGGCUUGACCCCGGAGGCGCUUGCGGCGAGUGAUGGGUACAAUGCGUUGGUGGCGCUUAUGCAGUAUGCGGUGACGGGUGUGAAGGGAAUGCUCGUGAAUGCGACGAUGAAGCUGGCUGCGAUUGACCAGUCCAAUGGCCCCAACGACCUCUUGCAACGUGUAUAG
This is a messenger RNA of Closterium sp. Naga37s-1, 939 nucleotides long. NCBI's taxonomy places the organism in Eukaryota, Viridiplantae, Streptophyta, Zygnematophyceae, Desmidiales, Closteriaceae. The record is from the annotation of a GenBank genome assembly.